AUGUCUCCACAUCAAAAACAGUGGCUAAUGCUGCCAUGGCUACUCCUCGUAGCGUGGAUCCAGCCUACCUACGGAUACAGCUCCGCUCUCUAUGCCUUCGCCACCGACCGAACGACCCAAGUUGGAAUCCAGGAUCCUUCCACGGGCAAGAUUUAUUAUAGCAGCUGCAAUAGCGAGGAUACGCCCAUUUUCCCUCUUGACAAGCCGAAUGUCCUCGACACGGAUAAUAAACCACGAAAUGGUACUGCGCUGGCAGGAGCCGGCUGGUGGGAUACGCAAAAGAUCAUUGCAUCUAUUUUCUGGCAGGCAGAGGAUGGCGUUAUUGUGAACGGAUACUAUGAAUGCAAUAUGACAACAGGAAAGCUCAAUCGCAUUGGCGAGUACACCAUCUCGUUGACCGCAGAGAUCGACUCGGUCCAUAGUGAAUCGGGUCUUGCUGUCGACCUGCUCGGGGGUGGAGACGAAGGCGGAUAUCGUGUCUUCUACCACAACGAAGAGAGGCAGAUGAAGAUGAUGUCGUAUACAGACGACACCAAUUGGAUCGACGGAGGCACCGUCUCGCAAGACUCCGCCGAUGGAAUCGCAAUAGGGACUGUCUAUUUUGAUAAGAAGAAUAUGACGGUGGCUUUCCCCAAAGGAACGGAUAAUGUCGAGACGACUCGCCUGAUGAAGAGUGGAAAGUGGAAGCUAGCUGCUUUCCCACAAGAGUUGGCGGGUAAUUACACAAACGAAACCGGUUCAGCCAAGAUCCGCAUGAGCUCUGAUGCAGCCGAUUUCUCACUGCCAGGAUGGAAUUCCUCACUUGCAGCCAUAGGCAUGGCCACAGAUAGAUCACGAACCCGAAGCCUGUUUUACCUCGGCGACGAUAAAGUACUCCGCGAAGCAAUUGCAAUAAAGAAUACCUGGGAGAUGGCACCAAACCGAUCCGAGAGCGUAUGGCCCCUCGCUGAUAGCCCGAGUGACAGUCUGGCAGUGGCGUACCAGCAGAGCCAAGGCAAGACGUGGAUCUACUACUGGUCCAACGAGACAAUUGUGCAGGCACACAAGAACUACGACGGUGAAUGGGAGGAUGCUAUAGUGCUGCCGCAAACGGUUCCCAAGAACGGGACUGAAUCGGAUAGCAAAGACAAAGCCAAGCCAGCAAAGGAAGACGACACCACCACCGAAUCCACAGGAUUGACUGGGGGUGCCAAGGCCGGAAUUGGCAUUGGAGUUGCUGCUGGAGUCCUUGCUCUUGGCGCUUUAAUCUGGUUCCUGAUGAAACGACGUCGCAACAACCAGUCUCCCCAGAAGGAAGAAGUUGCUGUUGAAGCCGGCGGCACACCUAUCACGUAUCCUGCUCCGAAGUACGAGAAAGAUACUUCCAAGCCAGGUGAUGAAACGUCGCCCUCGGAGUUGAGUGGUCAUGGUCAGCCUGCUGAGUUGGACAACCAAGUUUUUUACGAGUUGCCAGGAAACCAUACCAGAUAG
Fusarium sp. VM40 is the source of this 1470-nucleotide messenger RNA. The record is from the annotation of a GenBank genome assembly. Lineage: Eukaryota; Fungi; Ascomycota; Sordariomycetes; Hypocreales; Nectriaceae.